AUGGACAGGGGACAGGCAUCGUCGCUGGUCGGAACUUACCAUGUCAGCGGUCGAGGACGACACGAAGACAAGAUAGAAAGACGAAGAAGACAGAAAGAAGACUCUCGUCUCGUCUCACAUAAGGCGCGAUUCGCUGUUCCUACAACGAACCACGAACUAAUCCUUCCAUCUGGCAGGGAUGUAGUUACGGAAUAUGUAUCCAUAGAUGCGAGGAGGAAGGAGGAGAUACUCUCUGACUCGCUUAAUGCACAUUAUUUAUCAUCGAGAUCAAGUUAUCCGUCCAGCUCGCCCUCCAUGCACGGCGUUGCCUGCCAAGCGGCGCUGCGCUGGAGCAAGGGCUCGUCAGAAGCUGACUGGCCAUCCCAUCCCACCCGAUCCCUGGAGAAACGGGGAAGGGGAAGGACUUGCUCAAGAAGGCGGAGUGUGCCUGACAAGGGCUAUUGGAUGCAUGGAGUAGGGAUCCUGAAAAGCGAAAGCGAAGCCAGCCAGCCUAGGAGCUCCGAGAAGGGGGUUCGCCCGUCCUUUGCUAGGCCAGGCCUGGAAAGGCCGACAUCUCCCGGCACAAUGGUCAAAGAGUUUGUUGCUGUUCUGGGGGUGGAGGGCGUGUUUUGA
Molecule: messenger RNA, 612 nt
Organism: Nannizzia gypsea CBS 118893
Lineage: Eukaryota; Fungi; Ascomycota; Eurotiomycetes; Onygenales; Arthrodermataceae
Exons: 5
Coding region: 1-612 (203 amino acids)
Source: RefSeq, a predicted model, not a curated record